CGAUUUUUGGCUUUUGUAUUUGUGCACCGCGCGCCUGGGGUUAUCACUGUUGCGUACCCAAGGGGAUUGCAAGAAUCGCGGAAUGUUUAGUGGUGAUCUAGAUUGUCUGCUCGUAAAUUGAAUUGAUUUGAUGAGUGACAAAACGAGAAGUAGUUUCUCUGAAUGCAUAAAUUUGAUUUAAGUUACAGAUAUUUAUGAUGUGUUUUCACUCUUUCAAACUUCUGGAAAACUAGCUUCUUGAACAGUGGCUAAGUCAUGAUCAAGAUUUAGGGGAUGGCUUGAUGGAAAUAAUGGCUUGACAAAUACCGGUAGACGGUGUUGGAGAAAUGAUUAUAUUAUUUAAUGAUUGAUUCAAGCUUUUCUUGUCAUAUUCUGAAAGUGACGACCAUGUGAAAUAUUGAAAAUUUUGAGUUUUAAUACGUUUAGCUAUCAAAGAUACUGUAGCAUUUGAAAUGGUGCGUGGAUUGGAAGAAGAAAAUGAUGGAAUAGUAUAGGGACCUAUAGCUGUAAUUGCUUGGUUGUUAGUUGAUACUUGAUAGCAGUUGCUUGUAUUCAUAUUGCAUUAGGAUUGCAUUUCAUAAGUUCAAGGACGUUGGUAUUGUUUAUUAGGAAGUCCAACUUGAUGACAUGAUAGACAAGACGACAAUUCUGAAUCACAGAUUGGCCUCUUCGAUUCUAUCAAUUGUUACUGAAUGAUUUCAUUUAUGUUCUCUAAAUUGGUAUGGACUCAGGUAAAAGAUGUCGGUUGUGAACGUGGCCAAUGUGAGACUUCCCGCAGCUUCCUUGUCUAGAACCACACCCACAAGGAGACCUUGUGCUCUAUUUAAGAGUGGGUCAUCCUUAGGCUCUGUGAAGUGUGUUUCGAAGCUAUUUGGGUUGAAAUCUGAAUCCUUCAGAGUUUCUGCCAUGGCUGUGUACAAAGUGAAACUGAUUGGACCUGAUGGCACUGAGAAUGAGUUUGAAGCUCCUGAUGACUCUUACAUUCUAGACUCAGCUGAAAAUGCAGGCGUGGAGCUACCUUACUCGUAGAGCGGGGCCUGCUCUACUUGUGCCGGCCAAGUGGUUACAGGAUCUGUGGACCAAUCAGAUCAAUCCUUUCUGGAUGAGAAGCAGAUGGAGCAGGGCUAUAUUCUGACCUGUGUUUCAUAUCCAACAUCAGAUUGUGUGGUUCACACCCACAAGGAGAAUGAGCUCUGCUAAUCAAAUUUACGGUUUUGAUUAGUUUCACAUGAGCUUGAAUAUGUGUCAGUCUAGUAAGGAAAUGUGAGACUGUUCUGGUUCUUGUGCUUGUUUCAGAGUGAUUUCAUAAUGAUCAUGAGAUUGAACCCCAGAUUAUGUUGGGACGACAACUUCGUCGAUAUAAUAAAAGCUGUGAUAAAUUAUAGAGCAGCGUUAUUUCUUAUUA
Messenger RNA from Prosopis cineraria, 1405 nucleotides. RefSeq names its product ferredoxin, root R-B2-like. Gene Ontology annotation, cellular component: plastid. Lineage: Eukaryota; Viridiplantae; Streptophyta; Magnoliopsida; Fabales; Fabaceae. Gene Ontology annotation, molecular function: electron transfer activity; 2 iron, 2 sulfur cluster binding. The record is from RefSeq and is a predicted model, not a curated record. Gene Ontology annotation, biological process: electron transport chain.